CAAUGUUAUGUUACUGGUCACAAUUUCAUUCAUGGUUAUUUGUUUUAAUUUUUAGAAUGGUUUUGAUAAUUUGCUUUUUCCAAAAUGUUUUGUUGUGGCUCUGUAUGAAAUGUAUUUCAAAUGUAGUUGGACAAUCAUAACCCAAUGCUAUAGCAAAAACUGCAAUACAUUUUAGCCACAUUGCUUUUUGGCUGCAUUAUUCCUAGCAGCUAAAGUUGAGGAACAACCCAGAAAGCUGGAACAUGUUAUCAAAGUGGCCCAGAUUUGUCUUCACAGGGAGCAACCUCCACUUGACAUCAAGUCCGAGGUUUAUAUGGAGCAAGCUCAAGAACUCGUUGUGAAUGAAAAUAUACUUCUCCAGACCCUUGGAUUUGAUGUCGCAAUAGAUCACCCUCAUACACAUGUUGUAAGAUGUUGUCAUCUAGUCAGAGCAAGCAAAGAUCUCGCCCAGACAUCCUACUUCAUGGCGUCUAACAGCCUUCACUUGACAACAAUGUGUCUUCAGUACAAGCCAACAGUUGUAGCUUGCUUUUGCAUCCAUUUGGCCUGCAAAUGGUCAAAUUGGGAGAUUCCUCAGAGUAAUGAGGGUAAACCUUGGUUUUGGUACGUGGAUAAAAGUGUUACUCAAGAGCUUUUAGAACAAUUGACGGAAGAAUUCCUUGUCAUAUUUGAGAAGUGUCCUUCUAGACUUAAGAAGAAAAUAAUGUCUCUGUCUUCUUCUAGUCAGCAUUCUUCUAUCCUCAGUGCAUUCAAUACACCGGAACAAGAUAAGAAGAGAAAUGGUGAAGGUGGCAGUUCCGCUCAUCAAAAUUCAGGAGUACCUUACCCAGGCUCAGCCCCAAGCAGCAGCAGUGGCAGUAACAGUAGUGGUAAUAUAACCUCUUCGAAUGAAGAAAAGAGAAAACUGGAGUACUCACAGAGGCAUCAUGCUGAUUACAAGAAACCUCAUAUAUCACACCAUUCAAGGAACGAGAAUGUGCCAAACAUGUCAUCUAAGUCUUCAUGCAUGUUUGGCCCUCCUCAAAGAACACAACCACCCCCUUCUCAUGCUCCUGGUGUAGUUGCCAACGCUGCAAGUAGUAAUAAUAUGAGAGCAAGUCACAAACCACCACCGCCUCCUCAAGAUCAGAGGCCUAGGAGGCCUGAGCGCCCUGAGCAUCACCCUCAGCCACCAUACAAAAAGGAACAGCAACAUUAUUUUCCUCAACAGCCCCCAACUGUCGAAGUACCUAAACCGGCUAGUGUUCCUCCAGUUCCUAAAGUAGAAAGGUCUAUAUUUAGUCCUGAAAUUUCAACUACACCAGAACCCAAGCCUGAACCAAUUUUGAGGAUAAAAGAAGAGAGAGUAGAAGAACCACCUCCGCCUCCUCCGCCCCCACCACCUGUUGUUGUAGCCCAAGUUCCUGUACCUGUAAUAAAAGAAAAAAAAAUAGAAAUCGAACCGGAAGUAGUAGAGGUUAAACCCCCAGUAGAAACUGUUUUACCUCCAGAAGUCGAAGAACAACAUAAAGAAGUCAAAAAGAAGAAAAAGAAACAUAAAGAACACAAAGAAAAGCACAAAGAUAAACACAAACACAAGAAGGAAAAACAUAAGGAACCUGGACCUAUAGUAAUCACUAUCCCAAAAGACAAAUUGACGACAGUGCCCCCUGUGAAGGAACAAUCUCUUAAAAUCAAGAUCGCAAAGGACAAGAUAACACCUAUCACUCCCGUGCAGCAAACUUCACCUGUGAAAUUGAAAAUUCCCAAAGAAAAGUUGAAAGAUUCACGAAAGAGGGACCGGAGCGAGAGCCCAGGUGCUGCAACUGGCACAAAGCGACCGAAUGGGGCAGUUCAGGUUGGCUUGGAUGGUGGAGGGCGACAUUAA
Nezara viridula (southern green stink bug) is the source of this 1867-nucleotide messenger RNA. NCBI's taxonomy places the organism in Eukaryota, Metazoa, Arthropoda, Insecta, Hemiptera, Pentatomidae. The record is from the annotation of a GenBank genome assembly.